AUGGCUACACCAUCUUCAACUCGAUUAGAUCUCGACGGAAACCCAAUCAAACCGCUAACAAUCUGCAUGAUCGGCGCCGGAGGUUUCAUCGGUUCUCAUCUCUGCGAGAAGCUGAUGUCUGAAACCGCUCACAAAGUUCUCGCUUUGGAUGUUUAUAAUGACAAAAUCAAGCAUCUUCUCGAACCGGAAACGCUUCCGUGGAAUGGAAGGAUUCAGUUUCAUCGGCUUAAUAUUAAGAGCGAUUCGAGACUUGAAGGUCUCAUCAAGAUGGCAGAUCUGGUCAUAAAUCUGGCUGCAAUUUGUACUCCUGCGGAUUACAAUACGCGUCCUUUGGAUACCAUUUACAGUAAUUUCAUUGAUGCGCUUCCUGUGGUGAAGUACUGUUCUGAAACUAAUAAGAGGCUUAUUCAUUUCUCUACUUGUGAAGUGUAUGGGAAAACGAUUGGUAGUUUUCUUCCUAAAGAUAGUCCACUUCGGCAGGAUCCUGCAUACUAUGUGCUUAAAGAAGAUGUGUCUCCAUGCAUUUUCGGUUCAAUCGAAAAGCAAAGAUGGUCAUAUGCAUGUGCAAAGCAGUUGAUUGAGAGGCUGGUUUAUGCUGAAGGUGCUGAAAAUGGCUUGGAGUUUACUAUUGUGAGACCCUUUAAUUGGAUUGGACCCAGAAUGGACUUCAUUCCCGGCAUCGACGGUCCAAGUGAGGGUGUUCCUCGGGUUCUUGCAUGCUUCAGCAAUAAUCUUCUCAGAGGAGAGCCCCUCAAGCUUGUCGACGGUGGCGAAUCGCAGAGAACCUUUGUUUACAUCAAAGAUGCCAUUGAAGCUGUCCUACUGAUGAUUGAAAACCCUGCCAGAGCCAAUGGCCACAUCUUCAAUGUAGGUAACCCAAACAAUGAGGUUACAGUUAGGCAGCUUGCCGAAAUGAUGAUCAAGGUCUAUUCAAAGGUAAGUGGAGAACAGCCUCCUGAAAAAUCUACAAUCGAUGUAAGCUCGAAAGAGUUUUACGGUGAAGGAUAUGAUGACAGUGACAAGAGAAUUCCUGACAUGACCAUAAUCAACAACCAGCUCGGAUGGAAUCCAAAGACUUCACUCUGGGACCUGCUCGAAUCGACACUUACCUAUCAGCACAGGACAUAUGCAGAAGCCAUCAAGAAAGUCAUUGCACAACCCAUUGCGAGUUAA
This is a messenger RNA of Vicia faba (fava bean), 1173 nucleotides long. Lineage: Eukaryota; Viridiplantae; Streptophyta; Magnoliopsida; Fabales; Fabaceae. The record is from the annotation of a GenBank genome assembly.